GUGGAAAUCCUAUGGGGGCAGUAUUCAAAAGGAGCUCGACGAGAGUGGAUCUCCAGCGCAUUAAAAAUAAUAUAAAAAUUUCGUUUAAGAAAAACGCGAAUCUCGACAAAAAAAAAAAACAUUUUAAAUUGUUAAUUGUAAUUGUGAAUUAAAUUGGGAACAUUCGGAGAUUUAUUUGGGAAUUAUGUCGCGAAACUUCUAUAUUCAUUUCUCUAAAUUGGUUAUAAUGCACUUUAAAUUGGUACUUGCCCGCGAACUAAUUGCACCAGAUUUCUUUUCUGUUAAAGUUUACAAAGGAAGAGAAUUGAACGUUUCCCAAAAAACAAAAUGGAUUUUUCGCGGAGGUUGACAAUUUUGCGGUUAAAGCUGACGCGAUCGAAUGAAAAUCAUAGAUCACUAUUUUGGAUUGGAUGCUGCCCACCCCUUUUUUCGAUUCUACGAAAUUUAAAUCGAUUUCUGUAUUCGAUUGAUGGAAGCAAUAUUUGGUUAUCGACUAUCGCAUGACGUCCAUCCCUAGCUCUCUGGCAGUUACAUAUUUAAAAAACAUCAACUGAAAUGAACACGUCUGAUGAUGAAGUUCCAGCAAUUGAUGAAAACUUCCGCAAGAAACUGUUGUCACGGAAAUCCAUGGACGCCAUUUGCACGGCCAGCACGGGACAGAAGUUGGACGACAAAGUGGCCAAGUGGCUGUCUCUUAAAGUUAAAGAGAAAUUGGAAAACUUGUUGAAUGAAGCGGGAAAGCUUGCACGGCGCAGCCGUGAUUCAAAAAUUAAAGUAUCCCACCUCCAAUAUGCUGUCCGAAUAGAUGAAAACCUGCCUGCCAAUAUUUUAUUUCAACUUGUGCCCGUGGGCAGGAAUAUGCCAAUGCCUAAGAAGUCUAAGCCGGGCACGCGAGGAAAUCCAUUACCGGCUGUGGAAGCUAUUCCUCCGAAUAACAGCCGUGCAAUCUCCUCUGUGGAUCAGCCUGCGCAGAUUACUCCUUCUAUAGCCGGCUGGCUAUAUAAAGAGCAGGUGCUCCUUAAGCCCUAUCAACGCUAUCCAUUGACAAGGGAACAGCAGUGCUUCUACGAGAUGAUCACAGAGAACAGCGUGGGCCUUUCGGAAUCCCGCCGACACCGGGCACUCCACACCAUGUCCUUGGACCCAUCGGUGGAGGUGCUCCUGCCCAGGCUGAGCAGGUUCAUCGCAGAUUCCACCGCUGUCAAUAUAGUUCAGAGAAACAUGCCCAUGCUCCUCUAUACGAUGCGAAUGGUGCGGGCUCUUCUUGGGAAUUCGCGUAUUAGUUUAUACAAAUACCUCCACUUGAUCCUUCCGGCUGUUCUCUCCUGUCUGUUGGCCAAAGAGCUCAGUCGCGGAUCGGAGGAACAUUGGGCUCUAAGGGAGUACUCCGGCAAUAUUAUGGCCGAGAUCGUACGCCACUUCAAGUCGACUGAUAGCAGUAUCCUUUCUAGAGUUGUUUCUAUCUACAAGCAGGCGCUUACCAUGAAACCACUAACCACGGUGUUUGGAGCAGUGAUUGGUUUUGGUAAGAUGGGUAACUAUGCAGUGCGUGCUUGCAUUGUGCCUCAGAUAGCCUACUUGGCAGAACGCAUUGAGCCCCACUUGGCGACCAGCGCCGACAACGCCAGUUCGAAGCUGGACAAGCAGGCCUCCAAGUAUAUCCGACAUCGCUUGGUGAAGGUAUGCACGCCAGUGCUGAAGAACUUACGCAGUGCCCCUGAUGUGGCAGAGGAAUACGUAGCUGCUUACGGUUCCCUGGGAGAGUCGUUGUGCCAUGCCGUUAUUGUGGCGCGAAUUAAGGAUAUGACUGCUAAAGCCACAAAAUCCGAGGGAGGAGCCAAGGUGGCCAAGUCUAAGUCUUCACAUUCUCAUAAAAAUUCAAAAGGCAACGCUGGGAAGCGUAAUGGUAUUCGUCGAACGCAAAAUUCCAUACCACCGGCACCGCGUCCUCGGCCUAUUCCCAUAAAGGCAAUGAAUGGAACGUUCCCGCCGAGGGUCUUGUGCUUUCCAAAUGGUCACAAGCAGUUACUUACGUACAAACAAAUACCACAGUUUAGAAACGGUUUGGUUCCACAAGCGAUUCAUCCAAUACCGGUUACCAACGGAAUAGACCUAAAUCAAAACAAGAUGACUAUUUUGCAGCCCAUCAAAGACCGGUACGCGGUCAUACCUAUUGGGUGUCAUAAUGGCAGAAAUCCAUUAAACUACCCCGUAAAAUAACGAUUUAAGCGAGAAUAAAAUUACUUUCUCACGGUAAAAAGUCCUAGUUAACUAGUCAAGGUAAAUUAAUAAGUAGAAGGUAAUUUAAGUACAGAAUAAGGUAAAUACAUUAAAGGUAAAUCGAACAAAUAAACUAGAAUAAGUUUUUAAAAA
Molecule: messenger RNA, 2373 nt
Organism: Drosophila ananassae
Lineage: Eukaryota; Metazoa; Arthropoda; Insecta; Diptera; Drosophilidae
Gene: mia
Product: transcription initiation factor TFIID subunit 6
Exons: 4
Coding region: 556-2220 (554 amino acids)
Biological process (GO): RNA polymerase II preinitiation complex assembly; transcription initiation at RNA polymerase II promoter
Cellular component (GO): SAGA complex; SLIK (SAGA-like) complex; transcription factor TFIID complex
Molecular function (GO): RNA polymerase II general transcription initiation factor activity; transcription coactivator activity
Source: RefSeq, a predicted model, not a curated record